This is a messenger RNA of Dermacentor silvarum, 360 nucleotides long. Its product is annotated as neuropeptide-like protein 29. Bases 1 to 360 code for a protein of 119 amino acids. The record is from RefSeq and is a predicted model, not a curated record. The transcript has 2 exons. Lineage: Eukaryota; Metazoa; Arthropoda; Arachnida; Ixodida; Ixodidae.
AUGGAGAUGUCCGGUUCCUGUUUCUCCAACAGUGACCCUAUGGACUCCGACAAUGACUACACCAUCGUGGAGAGCAAGCGACUGAAGAGGAAAUACCGCAGGACAACCAAAGAUGUGACAGCCUACAGAGCCAUGACUUCCGUGAGCAGCAAGUCGUUCCUUCUCGCCGUCGCGGUGCUUGUCGUAUUGUGUAGCAUCGCAGCUGCCCAGUUCGGCUACGGAGGUGGCUUCGGACGAGGCUUCGGCGGAGGCUACAGUCGUGGAUUUGGAGGCUACGGCGGCUACGGACGAGGCUUUGGAGGAGGAUACAGCCGCGGCUUUGGAGGCUAUGGCGGAUUCGGUCGUGGAUUCUACGGCUAA